GAAAAACAAAUAUUCGAGUCCUGCACGGCAAUUAUCGUUAGUUUCUGGAGCUCCUUUUCUACUUGUCCUCUCCAACUUCAGUGCUCUGCACUCAUAUGCCAUCAUAAUUCAUAAUCUACAAGAAGAACCCAUCAUCCUUUGAUUGCUCUAAUCUUAUCUCCGCAGUGUAGCAGCAAUGCCUGAGAAAAUAACUGCCGAGGAUCAUGUGAACAACUUCGCGGGCACACUUGCUGAUACGAAACUGACAUCUGGCUCUUUAUUUGGGGAAGAGGCAUCAAGCUCGGUCACCACUCAGUUCAAUCGGCUGUUUGGACGCCAGAAACCUGUCCACCACAUUUUGGGUGGAGGCAAAUCUGCUGAUGUCUUGUUGUGGAGGAACAAAAAGAUUUCAGCUAGUGUUUUAACUGCUGCAACUGUUGUCUGGGUGCUCUUUGAAUGGCUCAAUUAUCAUUUCUUGACUCUUGUGGGGUUUGCUUUGGUUGUUGGCAUGCUUGUUCAGUUCCUGUGGUCAAAUUUUUCAGGCAUGAUUAGCAGCAGUUCCCCAUCUAAAGUACCUCGACUUGUUCUGCCUGAGGACUUAUUCGUCAAUAUUGCCGUCUCAAUUGGUGCUGAAAUUAAUCAAGGAUUGGCAUUUGUUCAAGAUGUGGCAUAUGGAAGAAAUGUGAAGCAAUUCCUUAUGGUUGUAGGAAGCUUGUGGAUUGCUGCUGUGAUAGGAAGCUGGUUCAAUUUUCUGACCAUUUUGUACAUUGGUUUUGUUGCUGCUCACACUUUGCCGGUUCUGUAUGAGAGAUACGAUGAUCAGGUUGACAGCUUUGUAUACCAGGUCCUCGGGCUGCUUCAACACAAUUACCGGAAGCUGGAUGCCGGUGUCCUCAGCAAGAUACCUAAAGGAAAGCUGAACUGGAAGAAGCAUGAAUAGAUUCAUUUAGCAACGUAAAUAUUACUUCCGCAAUAGCUCAGGAGUUAGAUUGGAUUAUCAUGUUCCAAAAGAGGGGAAUGCAGGGAGAAGAAACAUUGAAUAUCACUGUUUGUAGGGACAGAAACCAGUCAGUCGUGUGAUUAUUACUGAAGCAUAUGUACUGUUCUUGAGAAGUUCCAAAUUCAACUGCCAUUUAAUCGGUUCUUGUUUUGA
Molecule: messenger RNA, 1132 nt
Organism: Pyrus x bretschneideri (Chinese white pear)
Lineage: Eukaryota; Viridiplantae; Streptophyta; Magnoliopsida; Rosales; Rosaceae
Product: reticulon-like protein B8
Exons: 6
Coding region: 176-919 (247 amino acids)
Source: RefSeq, a predicted model, not a curated record